GCGGCGCCGGCCAAAAUUCGAUGCAUACGCCAGCCAUGGCUGGCAAGAAUCGAUAAUAUGAAAUUUAGCCACGUAGCCACAGCGCUGCUCCUUGUCACGGCACUCGUAACGGUCACCAACCUGCUGCACCUCCCACACCAUGCGGCGCCGGCCGGAGACAAGGACGCCGCGCUACGAGCAGAACUCAAAUCGCUGGCCGCUGCAGCGAAGGAGGGCGACGCGUUUGCGCGCGAGCCGCCAGCAGCCGUGCCAGCACCACCGGCGCCCGUCGUAAAGCCAGCCGUACCACCACCGUCACCCGAGAGCAAACGCUCGGACUUCGCGGGCACAACAAUCGCAAUAGUGAAGCCGAACCUCUACGACCACGGCCACACCUUCGGCGAGUUCAAAAUAUUUUCGGCCAUCAUGUGGGGCGCGCAAGAAUUAGGAGCAAAGACGGUCGUCGUGAAGAAUAGAGCCGACGCGGCCUCAUUAACCGGUAACAUUAUUGUCGUGUCGGACCAGUACACGGAUGAUGCGUUGAAAAGAGCCGUAUCCGCGAAAAGGCGCUACAACGUGGAUUUUUGGGGCACGCCUCAGCAACAAGUCGCGCGCGGGACGAAAGUUAACGAGUACCUCGUGCCCUACCCGUAUCCCUGCGGCAACACGAUGAUCGGGUUCCGGGUCGAAGAUAAAGCCUACCGCGCGGACCCGCCUCCCAAAAAAAAGGGACUGGUCCUCAUCCUGGGCAAGGAAGCAAAAUACUUCACGCCGGCGGUGCGGCGGGCGCUCGACGCAGUCUCGAAGUUAGAUGGCGUGAAGCUCGUGGCGACCGUGCCCCGCGACAAGGCAAGAGGGUUGCCCGCUUUUAUAGAGAACCGGGGCCUCCUCGACGCCGCGGGCUACUCAAAAUUGCUCGGAGAGGCCCAGGUGGCCCUCGGGCUCGGGGACCCGGUCCUGGGCCCCGGCGCCCUCGACGCGCUCGAGCACGGCUGCGCCGUCGUCCAGGUCAGGUAUCCGAAGCCGCGCGUCGAGAAGUGGGUGAACCCGCGGCUGCCGUGGCGCACGCAGCACGAUUUUGUCGACGCCGUGGGGGCGCCCUGGGUCGCGAGCGUCUCUCUGGAAGAGUACCCCGACGCCGUGCGGCGCGCCCUCGACGCCGUGUCGCGCGAACCGCCGCGGAGCCGCCUCCCCGCGGAAUACUCGGACGCGGCGCUUUUGGGGCGCGUCGAGGGUUGGCUCCGGGGGGCAUAG
Molecule: messenger RNA, 1233 nt
Organism: Pelagomonas calceolata
Lineage: Eukaryota; Pelagophyceae; Pelagomonadales; Pelagomonadaceae
Source: the annotation of a GenBank genome assembly